This is a messenger RNA of Salpingoeca rosetta, 1803 nucleotides long. RefSeq lists its product as uncharacterized. Gene Ontology annotation, molecular function: 2-oxoglutarate-dependent dioxygenase activity. The coding region runs from base 1 to 1644 and encodes 547 amino acids. Lineage: Eukaryota; Choanoflagellata; Craspedida; Salpingoecidae. The record is from RefSeq and is a predicted model, not a curated record. The transcript is spliced from 6 exons.
AUGACGACGAUGAUGGACGCUCGCGGCAGCAGCAGUGGUGGUGGUGGCGGUGGUGGUGCUGGGUUGGACUUGUGCGUCGUGGUGGAGGCGCAGCUGGGCGUGUUUCCAUCCAUGAAAGCGGUGCUUGAGCGCCGUGCUUUGGAGGUGCAUGGCCAGUGGUGCUUGAGUCGCCUCGACGGUUUGCACGCCGCAGUUUGCUGGGUCGUUGGCGGCCAUGCAAAGCAAGGCAACAAUGACCAUGGGGACGAUAACGAUGCUGCUGCUGAUGCUGGUGAUGGUGGCGAUGUUGACGGUGGUGAUGCCGAUGCUGGUGUUGGUGGUAUUCGUGGUGACGAAAAUGACGACCAUUGUGGUGGUGCCGUGGGCGACGGGCCUCGAGACACCAACAGUGAGGAGCUUCAGAGUAGCGACAAAGCGUUGAGCACGGCGAUGAGGCGUGCCAGAGAACUGGUUGACUUGGCCCACGAGAAGCUCUACGAGUGGCACUGGAAGGAUGUGCCGAUUCAGUGGCGCGAGUUGUACCACGUUUGCUCGCACCUGUUGGCGCUCCUGACGCUGCUGUGCACAACCAACGGCAAAGCACACCAGCACAACCAAAGCUUACCAGGCCAAGGAGGAGACGAAGAAAGAGAAGCACGGGCGGAUGCAGUGCCGUCGGGAAGCGACACAAGGGCGGCUCUCGAUCGGACGAAGGACAGCGGUGACCUCGCCACCAAGCGCCACAAAUCGCUGCUGGCGGGUGGACUGCGCGUGCGCACGGAGGAUAUUGGGGGUCUGCGCAAGGCCCUGCAUAUGAUGGACAAGGGGAUCAUGAUGGGCAGCGCGCUGCAGCUAGCAGGACAGCAACAACAACGCUGGGAUCUGUUUCGUCUAGCACGUGUGACGCACGCGGCCUUGAUGGAGCAGCUCAGCCCAUUCACACAACGCAGCAGCCCACGCAGUGUCAGUCGGGUGGAAGAUGCGUUUUGCGAGGUACCGCGCGUUGCGCUUCCCUCAUUGACCGCCUUUCAGCGCAUCAUGGACGCGGGCGAGCCUGUCAUCAUCACGGGUGCCAUGGACCACUGGCCGGCCACGAAGCGCUGGCACUGUCUCGACGACUUGCUGCCUGUAGCUGGGGAGCGGCUUGUGCCGGUUGAGGUUGGCUCGACAUACUUGCAUGAGGAAUGGUCACAGCGUAUGAUGACGCUCCGGGAAUUUGUCAUGGCGUACCGGACGGGGUAUCUGGCGCAGCAUCCAUUGUUUGAGCAGAUACCGGAGCUGGCAGCGUAUGUAGUCACGCCCGACUACUGCCAUAUGGGCGAACUUGUGCAAGUGAAUGCGUGGCUUGGGUCCCGCGGUACGGUUUCACCGGCACACCAGGACCCACACCACAACCUCCUCUGCCAGGUGAUUGGCGCGAAGCGGUUGCAUCUGUACUCGACGGAUCAGACACCGCUGUUGUAUCCGCACGAGGAAGGCAUGCACACCAACUCCAGUCGGGUCGACAUUGAAGCCCCAGACCUCGCCCGCUUUCCCCAAUUCGCGGCCGCGGUGCCAAAGCGCUGCGUGCUGCGGGCAGGGGAAAUACUGUACAUCCCGCCAAAGUACUGGCACCACGUGCGCUCCCUCACAGAGAGCCUCUCCGUCAGCUAUUGGUGGCGUUGACACGACCGUGCGCGCGCACGUGUGUGUGUGUGCAGUGACGAUGCGAAGCCGUUUGGUGGGCCCGAGUGCUCUUUCAUGGUUGUUCAUGUCUUGUAUGAUUUGUUGUUCACAUGUACGACAAGGAGAGAUGUACGAGGUAAAAUGAACGUGCCAUAACAG